GCGAUUGAACUUCAGAGGGAGGAGUGGGAGUGUGUGCCAGCCGCCAGCCCUCCGACCCACCAAGUUGACACGACGCGGAAAAAAGUUUUCAAAACCUUUUUCCCAGAUUUGGGGUAGUUGCGAGGACCCGUCUUCUGCUCCCCGCAGGCUGCAUAAUGCCUCCCCACGACCUGUUGGACUACCGAGUACAGCUCGCUCCUCCCGUGCCGCCGCACAGACCCAGGCAGGACACCCGGAACGGCAGCCCCCGGGAGCGGUUCCUCAAAUGCGUCCUACUGGGAGAUGGGGCAGUCGGUAAAACAAGCCUCGUCGUCAGUUAUACAACGAACGGUUACCCAACCAAGUACGUCCCAACCGCUUUUGACGACUUCUCGGCUGUGGUGCAGGUCAACGGGACCCCAAUAAGACUGCAGCUGUGCGAUACGGCAGGCCAAGACGAGUUCGACAAGCUCCGUCCCUUCUGUUACCACAACUCGGCCGUCUUCCUCCUCUGCUUCAGCGUGGUCAGUCCCUCGUCCUUCCAGAACGUGGUGGAGAAGUGGAUGCCCGAGAUCCGGUCCCACUGCCCCACCGCCCCUGUGGUCCUGGUGGGAACCCAGUGUGACCUUCGCGGAGACGUCAAGGUGCUGAUUGACCUGGCCGCUUGCAAGGAGAAGCCAGUACCCUCGGCCGCGGCCCACAGCCAGGCCGAGAAGAUCGGGGCCGUGGCCUACAUUGAGUGCUCCUCGUUGACUCAGAAGAACCUAAAGGAGGUCUUCGACAUGGCCAUUGUCUGCGGCCUCCGUCAGUUGGACAGGCAGGAGGCCAGCGAGCGCAAGAUGAGGGCUCUUACCGCCAACAAAAUGAGGACUCUGUCGCGAUCCUGGUGGAAAAAGUACAUCUGCGUUGUAUGAAAAUUGUGGGGUGGGCGAGGGGUCACAGGGAUGCUUGCCAAACUUCUGAGGUGGGGGGGGCGGGUGGGUGAAUGAUGCCCAAGAUGGAAUUGCGGAGGAAAGGGUUUUCCAUUUCUGGCCUGGUGCUUCCUUGCUGUGUGUUGUUACAUCCACUGAGCAGAUAUUGGUCUCUGCGGAGACACGGCAAUUGCAGAUGUUGGAAUCUGGAGCUAGAAUGCAGUUCUGGAGGAACACAGCAGGUCAGGCAGCGCCUCUGGAUGGAAAUGGGCAGCCAACGUUGACCAGGUGAAGGUCAACUGGCCAAUUCCCUCCGCAGAUGAUACCCUCCAGGCCUGCUGAGUUCCUCCGGGGUUCCGUGAGAUAUUUUAAUUAUUGUCACGUUUUGGGUUGGCCGGCAAGUUGGCCCUGGGAGAGCUGAAUAGGGUUGGCGGGCGGGCAGCACCACUGCUCAGUCAACCCUCGAUUGGGCUUUGGGUGCUCAAGGAGUGAGGGGGUGGGAAGGGCUUGAUUGUAAUCCCCUUCCAGUGCACAGUUGCUGGUCGGGUGGUACCGAGGCCUGGCGUCCUCCAACCCCAACCAACAUCCUGAUCUUUGGGCCAGACCUCUGGGGGAAUUCAUCUUCCUCCCCGUCCCACUUAGUCACCAGGAGAAUGCCAUCUAAUUUAAAAUGAAAUAUGGCAUUUGUAUGGCUCCCUGCCUAACCACAACCUUGCCAAUGAUGAGACCUAGGCUAGUGUAGUGUACAGAAAGUGCAAGGUCAGUUAGACCUGCGGACCAGCUCACCUCUUUGGUGUGCAUUAAUGAGAGUACUUGGGACAACUGCCCUGCUCCUCCUGGUAGGAGGUAGGGUGAACUUGAGAUCUUGUAUGCAAGGGCUUGUGUCAAAGACCCUUUACCCGAGUGUAGAGAAAGUGUAGAGAAAGUUCACAACUUCGGCUGUGUUUAUUUCAGCUUUCCGGCAUCUGCAGUAUUUUAGUUUUCUGAGCUCUUUAGAUUUUACUCGAGGCUUAGUCAAGGCAACGACGCUUCCCAUCUUCGGGAAGCGUAUUUAAAGUCAGUGCUCCGAAAUUCUUUGACAAUCUGAUUUAAUCUUCGGUGCCUUGGUUAUAUUUUUAGUUACUCCUACACAGUUCAAGCCCAGCCCCCCCCCCCCCCCACCCCCACCCCCUAUCCCUCUUCUGGGAAGUUAUUAACUUCGCGACUCUCGCUCACUAAAUGUCGGGUGUAACGUCUGUGGGGGGGGUAGCUACAUGUGGGGGGGUUUUUUUGGGAGUUUGUUUUUGAUGUCGGACACGGUGCUCACAAUUCCUGCUCCGAAGCUCCGAGUUAGGCUUUGCGUUGGGUCUGUGUGUGCACGCGACAGUUGAUCCAAGCGAGGGGCCGUUCAGGGUUUCGACAAUUCCUAAUUGUAAGAGAAGAAGCGCAUCUUCAGGUUUGACCUCUGUUACGAUCCUUUACACCAGCCUUUUUCUUUCAAGACCAUUAACCGAGGGGUCCAGUUUGGGAACGCCAGCUCGAAACCUCUGUGUGCUCAGUCCUUGCUUGCACCUCUUUCCCCAGAAACCAGAAUAAGAAAGCUUUAUGAUAAUUUUCUGUUUAGUGACUGCUAUAGUCACUCAUACUACUGUAACCAGGGGCAACCAAGCAGGUAAUUGAAAGGGUCUGUGGGGGCAGCCUAACUAUGUUUUCGAGUGUUUCAGGACGAUGCCUUUUACUGCUCAGUGCGGCCCUGGCUGCGUUUGGCUGACUUUAUUAGAUUCUGAGGAUUUUAUGCCGCGGUUUGCCCUUGACACUGUUUUAGGGACGAAAGCAGUUUUGUUUCAAGUGCAGGUUACUGGAAAGCAGCCCCGUGACUGCCCCUUGAAUUCAAGCCGGAGGCUUGGGUAUUUUAGAGGAGGGGGUCGUCACACUGCAGGUCCCUACCCUCCAGCACCGCGUUGGGAGUCCGUGGCCGGCUCUAGAUGUUGCAGGAGUGGCUGCGAGAUGGGGUGUUGUGGGCGUAGUGUCCCUUGGACAAUUGGGAGGCAGCCGGCCAUCGGCUGGAGUGCAGGGCCACUUGGCCACUCGGCAUAUCCCCCGAGUAUUGCCAGGGUUCAGACUCUCAUUCACUUAUCGGAUGUACCUCGAAACGUAGUGAAAUAGGUCACUCAAGCAUUUGGUGGGGGCAGCCCGCGAGGGUCACCACACGUUCCAGCACUAACGUGGCGUGCUCAAUAUGUUUACAGCACACAAGCAACAACAGGAGGAGAACAAGCCCCCCCUUUUCCCCCCUCCUGCACACACUCAGUCCUCUAAUCCAUCUCCGGGCCCCCAGCUUCCAGUGGAUUUAAACAUUGGGCCUUGGGCCUUCGACUCGUGCACCCAGGCUUUGGCCAUCAGGUCUCAACUUCCAGUCGACCUACGGGCUUUGACCUUAAGUGUUGAGCCCAGAACUCACUGAAGGUCAAAGAGAAGUGGUCGAUCAGAAAUCUGGAAGCCGAGACCCAAUGGGCAAUUAACAGCAUCUGGCUGGAGGCUGCCUUUGGUGUUAUCGGCUACCACGAAACGACCCUAAGAACUUUGAGAAUUUGGGGCUAGUUAUUAGUGACUACACUGGACAACUUUCUUCUCUGGAAGUGUUGCAUCUCAGAUUUUUUUUUUUAAUUUGUUUACGAUAGACCGCUUGAAGAUGAACACAAAUAUAACUUCAGACUACUUGUAUCGCGUAGGAAUUUGGAGAAACAAGAGAUUAACGUUUAUAGAAUAUAAUGCAUUUAAUUGUGUAAUGGUGCUGAAGCUUUACAAUAGUUCAACUAAGCUAAGUUGGUGACUUUCGUUAGUUAGUUCUCAGUGUUCGAGGCUUCUCACUUAAGUGUCUGACGAUAAUCAGCCAGCGAUGACUGAUUCCAGUUACCCUGAUAUCAUUUCUCCAUCACCACAAUGUCGUGAAACCUUUCACCUUCUCGUCACCGACAGUGCCAAGGUUUGCAGGGAAGAAGUCUAAAUGGGAAAGCAGAAAAUAAAUCUUUAGUGACAGAUUGCACUUCAUGGUUUUGUAUGCUAGAAGCACGUUGUCAACCAACUGCACGUAGUUUGGUGCUCUGUAGUUGCCAAGAAAAUUUUCAGCAACAUCCUUGAAUGCCUUCUGUGUGAUUUUCUCCUGUCCCACUAGAAGUUCUUUGAACUGCCUGUCAUUGAUGACCUGUUUGGUGACCAAUAAAAAUGCCUUUCUCAACCUUGCCAUCAGUUAUUCUGAUGAGUUAUAAAUUGAUAGAACAAUUAUGGGCGAUUUUUUUUUAAAGGUGCAUAGGUAAAAUUCUUUGAUUUUUCUUGAUCAAAAAUUUCAGUCAGUAAAAUCUUUUGUUGUCGAUAAAGACGGACUAUAACCAAAUGAGAGCCAGCUCCUCUUGGUUUACCUACCAUUUUCACACUGGGAGUAGGUGGGGAAUCUGGGAUGAGAGGGGAAAUUAUGUGGGAGUGGGGAAAGGGUUAGAAGUGCUUCCAUUGACACAUGGGAGAUGUGUGAAAUAUUAAAAAAUGCUUCUUUUUUGCAGAAGUUUAUAUUAUAGUUCAAAUGUAUAAGUGUAUACGCAGGCGAAACAAGCCACGCGGAUAGUAUUACCGGUGUGAAAGUUAAGUCAAAGGCGCAGGAGCAGUUUGGAGGUUGUGCUUAUGAAAUAAUUUACACCGGGGUUGUGGAGCAGGCGAGGAUGACCCCCCCCCCACCCUCGAGGGUGGGGGCACUGCUUUGUAAACAGCUGGACUCGACUGUUGCUGCAUGAAGUGGAAAAAAAAAUAAAAUGUCUGUAUUUUUCAAACGAA
Molecule: messenger RNA, 4694 nt
Organism: Hypanus sabinus (Atlantic stingray)
Lineage: Eukaryota; Metazoa; Chordata; Chondrichthyes; Myliobatiformes; Dasyatidae
Gene: rhoub
Product: ras homolog family member Ub
Exons: 3
Coding region: 156-893 (245 amino acids)
Biological process (GO): small GTPase-mediated signal transduction
Molecular function (GO): GTPase activity; GTP binding
Source: RefSeq, a predicted model, not a curated record